UGAGAAAUUUCUGAUUGGAAGAGGCAUACAUGGAAGUGUUUACAGGGUUGAUACAGGGUUGAGACAGCAUCAGCAAAAGUUUGGGCUGUAAAAAAGGUGGAUAUGUCAAAAAUCAGCUUCACCACGGAGAUCAAGACUCUUGGUUCAGUAAGGCACCGGAAUUUGGUGAGAAUGGCUGGACAUUGUAUAAGAAAUGGCAUUGGGUUGAUAGUUUAUGAGUACAUGCCUAGAGGGACGCUAUUCGAUCUACUGCACCAGAAGAAACCAAUUAUGGAAUUGGAUUGGAAUGCCCGGCAUCGUAUUGCUGUUGGAAUCGCCCAGGGUUUGGCUUACCUUCACCAUGACUGCAUACCACAGAUCAUUCACAUGGACCUCAAGUCUAACAAUGUCCUGAUGGACUCUGAAUUGGAACCAAAGAUUGGAGAUUUUGGGAUGGCCAAGUUAAUGAUCAGUUCAAGUGAUUCAUUUGCUAGUUCAAAGUCCUCGAUUGUGGGCACAAUCGGUUACAUUGCACCAGAAAAUGGAUAUUCCAUGCGAUUAACCGAGAAAUGUGACGUUUAUGGUUAUGGAGUAAUUUUGCUGGAGCUUUUAUGUAGAAAAAUGCCAGUUGACUCGAGUUUUGAAGAUGGUCUCGAUAUUGUUUCCUGGUCGAAGAAGAAGUUGCAGGAAAACGAGGAUCCGUUCUUUGUUUUGGAUAUUGAGAUGUUCUACUGGAGCAAAAAAGAAAAAUUAAAUGCUGUGAAACUACUCGAAUUAGCUUUGUCCUGCACCCAAUCCCUACCUGAUGCAAGGCCCUCUAUGAGAGAAAUUGUUGGCGAGCUCAUGAAGUUGAGUAGCGGAAUAAGAAGGGGGUCUAAACGCAGCAGAAAGGAUUCUCUGGCUUCCCCAUAAAAAUCAAACUCUUAUAAAAUCUAAAAUGUCUAAGACUUUAAGCAUCAGUGAUGGUCACUAACUACUUUUUUUCCUUGAAUAUUGCAUUAGUAUCAUAGUACGGUACAAAAUAACCCACCAGUAGCGAAAAGGAAACUCUCAGUGCACUGAUGUGGAGGCCAGAAAUGCAAGUGCACCAACAAGAGGGGCAUUGAUAUAAGUUGCUGGCUCCGAUUGCUGAUAGUUAUUCCUGUCGUCUGAAAAUUCAUCUCUGUUGUCUGGUCCACCCAAAACAGCACCAACCAAUAUGUUGGGAUUGGGCAUGUUCGAGUAGAGAUAUUGGAAACCGUCAUUACAUGGUAUGGAAUCAGGGUGGGCAUGAACUGAUGGCAAUGACGAGCCUCUGUGGUGAACAUGUUGCGGAUAUCUAUUCCCAAAGCCCACCAUAAACGAGAGUUUCGAUGGGUUUUGUCCUAAGAUGUAAUCGACCUGGCUCUUGGCCAGUGAGAUUAGUUUCUGAGUUGUGAUUGCAGAGUUUCCACAAUAAGCUGCUGCCCCUGAAGAGCUCAAGUAUUUGGCAUAUGCGAUCAAAAGGAAAGCUGUGGAGGUCACAUACUGUAGGUUGCUUUCACUUUCCUUGUAAAGAAGACCCCCUGCCAAUAUGUAUCUAGUUUUAUAAUGAAAAAGCAGAAUUAUACCAUGAUACAGUGCACUUUUUUUUCUUUU
Messenger RNA from Amborella trichopoda, 1596 nucleotides. RefSeq lists its product as uncharacterized. NCBI's taxonomy places the organism in Eukaryota, Viridiplantae, Streptophyta, Magnoliopsida, Amborellales, Amborellaceae. The record is from RefSeq and is a predicted model, not a curated record. Gene Ontology annotation, molecular function: ATP binding; protein binding; protein kinase activity. Gene Ontology annotation, biological process: protein phosphorylation.